AUGUAUUAUAUCCUUUACUUGGCCAGCCUCUGCCGCCGCCGCAGCUGGGCCGAGCCCUCAUACGAGGCCUACGCCACGACAUCAGGCUACACGUGCGUCGUCCGCGUCAAUAACCGCGAGUACCAGACAGAUAUGGUCUGCGAGAGCGAGACGCUUGCCCGCGAAGGCGCCGCCAUGCGAGCCUAUCUCAUUUGCCGCAACUUCUCUGUCAACGAUGGCAUGUACCCGGCUGGCCAUAGCCAGGGUGGGGCGGUGCAAGGUAUCCCCGUUGCGAUUGGCACGGGCCGCAAGUCGAGUCGGGAUGAUGAGUCGGAUACCUCUGUUAGUAGCAGUGGGGGCAGUUGGAGCGGGGGGAGUAGUCCGGAGCGAAUGAUGAGAAUGGACCAAGUAGGCAGGGGGGAAGUUGGAGUUGCUGCUGUGCCGGGGUCGGCGAGGGCGUUGGCCUAUGCGCGGCGGGACGUUUAG
This is a messenger RNA of Penicillium chermesinum, 465 nucleotides long. RefSeq lists its product as uncharacterized. Lineage: Eukaryota; Fungi; Ascomycota; Eurotiomycetes; Eurotiales; Aspergillaceae. The coding region runs from base 1 to 465 and encodes 154 amino acids. The transcript has 2 exons. The record is from RefSeq and is a predicted model, not a curated record.